GAGCUGCACCGGCUUGGACGCGGGCUUUCGGAGCUGGCUUUGCCCCAGGAGGGCUCGGCUGCGGAGCCGGUAGUCUCCUGUCUCCUACCGGCCCCCGGCGGCCAGGAGCGAGUGACAGCCUCCUAGCCGGCGCCUUGGCUCCGGGCGAGCUCGCUCGGGGAGCGCGGGCGGCACUCGGGCCUCUCCCUCAGCUGUCACUUUGGCGGCCUUUCCACUUCAGGAGCUUGCAGUCCCGACGCAGUUCUGCAGCCGACUGAAGAAUGACUCGUGCACGCGGAAUGGGUGACAGCGUCAGCACUGCGUUGUAUUGACCAUGGAUUCUUAUGAUGCAUCAGAAUCAACACCUGAAUUGACUCCAAGACAAAGUGCAUCCUCACAUCUUAAAGAUUACCUUAUAGGUGCCACCCCUCUGCAGAAACGAUUGGAGUCAGUUAGGAAGCAGACUUCGUUUGUCCCAACCCCGCCUCGAAGGAAAAUUCCCCAGUGUUCACAGUUACAGGAAGAUGUUGAUCCUCACAAGGUUGCUUUCUUCCUGCAUAAACAAUGGACUUUAUAUAGUGUAACUCCCCUAUAUCAAUUCUCCUAUAGUAACCUCAGAGAGUAUGCUAGACUUCUGAAUGCAUUUAUUGCUGCUGAAAAGCAAAAAGGGCUUGCUGUGGAAGUGGGAGAAGACUUCAACAUUAAAGUGAUUUUCUCUACUCUCCUGGGAAUGAAAGGAACGCAAAGGGACCCGGAAGCGUUUCUUGUCCAAAUUCUAUCAAAAUCUCAAAUGCCAUCUGAGAACAGAGAAGGUAAAGUGUUAUGGACUGGUUGGUUCUGCUGCAUAUUUGGAGAUAGUCUCCUGGAGACUGUUUCACAAGACUUCACUUGUCUACCCUUAUUCCUUGCAAAUGGAGCAGAGUCUAAUACAGCCAUAAUCGGAACUUGGUUUCAGAAGACUUUUGACUGUCACUUCAGUCCUUUAGCAAUCAAUGCAUUUAAUCUUUCCUGGAUGGCUGCUAUGUGGACUGCAUGUAAAAUGGACCGCUAUAUGGCUACCACUGAAUUUCUUUGGUCUGUUCCCUGUAGCCCUCAAAGUCUGGACAUUUCUUAUGCAAUUCAUCCAGAGGAUGCAAAAGCUCUGUGGGACAGUGUCCACAAAACACCUGGGGAGGUUACCCAGGAGGAAGUUGACUUAUUUAUGGACUGCCUUUAUUCACAUUUCCAUAGGCAUUUCAAAAUUCAUUUGUCAGCCACAAGAUUGGUUCGUGUUUCAACGUCCGUAGCUUCUGCACAUACUGAUGGAAAAAUAAAGAUUCUGUGUCAUAAAUACCUUAUUGGUGUGUUGGCAUAUUUGACAGAACUGGCAAUUUUUCAAGUUGAAUGAGUCCUGUGUGAACAAUAAGUUAUGGAUCAUAAGCCCUUUCUCACUGAUUAUUUGGUUAUUUGCUAUGCUGAGAGAGUCUGCGAGAGAAAUGGGUAUCUAUAUCUGUCUCUGCUUUCCUCGUGGUGCCUUUGGAGUUGCCCAGAUGAAAGCCAAGAAGGAUUUAGAAGAACAAGGACUGGCGGGGGGUGAGCCACAGCCAUGUGCUUAUACUGGUCAUGAUUAUUUGAGAUGCCAGUGCCUAGGAAAAAUGCUGAGUUGUUAAUUCGUUGGUUAUCUUUUAAAAAAAAAUGUUUUUAUGUCAAACUUUUAGGAAUUCAAAAUGAUAUCUAAUAUUGGGUAUUUUUGAUUUAGGUCUUUAAAACCUUUAAUCCCUUUAAAGCAUUUUAGACUUGCAGUCAGAGAAUUUUUGUCUUCUAAAGACAUUUUGCUAGCGUUAUUUUGCUGUAGAGAACGGGCCAUCAAAGUCCUCUCAAAAUUGCCAGAUAUAGUGGCAUAUGCCUGUGAUCCCAGCAGCUUGGGAGACUGAGGCAGGAUGAUCGCAAGUUCAAAACCAGCCUCAGCAAUUUAGUGAGGCCCUAGGUAACUUAGCGAGACCCUGUCUCAAAGUUAAAAAUGAAGAGUGCUGGGGAUGUUGCACAGUGGUUAGCGCCCUGGGUUUGAUCCCUGAUACCAAAAACAAAACAAAACCCAAACCCUCUCAAAAGGAAAAUAAAGAUUAAUGGACUUUUUUUUUAAGUCACUAAAAUGCUUCUGUUUUUAAUACUGUUCAAUUCUUAUAGCAGCAUUGAAUUAAAUAUUCACUUUUAAAAUGAAGCAGUGUGUCUCUCAAUAUCUUUAUGACAUCUUUUAAUUCAUGUCUCAGUAGCAGUACAGGGAGUGUUAGGCUUUUUCUCUAGCACAAGGGAUACAAACCAACAAUUAUGUAGAAUCAGGCAAAUUGUAGGGUUGAAAGGCAAAUUAAGGGCAGAAAUGAUCUUAGUUAGGCUUUAUGUCCCUAGUUUAGCACAGUACUUGGUAAAUAACUGGAUUAAAUGAAUUUUAAUCAACACUUCCAUUUUAAAUAUGAAAACAGAUCAAGCAACCCAAGAGACUUUCCCAUGAUAAUAUGUCUAAAACUCUUUAUUUACUGAGCAUGGGAUUUUGUUUACUUUAGAAACAUUAUUUUUUAAAAUCUUGUUUGAAAGAAACUAAUUUUGAUAGAUGUCAUUUUACAAUCAAAUUAACUUCUGGAAUGGGGUAUUAUUUCAGAUAUACUAGAAAUAGCAAGAAAGUGGGAAAAGCCUGGGUUUGGGAGCCAGACAUUCAUUUAUUCAGCUAAUAUGAAGUUCCCAACACGUGCUUAGAAUCGCAUUGGGUAGUAGAGAAAUAGUGUGAAGAAGACAAAACGGGUUCCUGUCCUGUGGGAAUUAUAUUCCAGUGAAAGAAGGCAAAGGAUAAAGAAUUUCAGAUGGAGACAAAUGCUGCGAAGGAAGGAAGGUAGGCAGCGUGGUGUGAAGAAGCGUGGCUGGCCGCGGCCUUCUCUACACACCGUGUUCAGAUAGUCUGAGGAAAUGAGUCCCAAGCGAUGAGCAGGAGCCAGCACGUGAUGGUCUGGGAGGGGUAGAGGUGGCAGGUAAAACAGGGAAGGCUUUGAGGUAGGUCAGAGCUUGGCUGAUUGAGGACAGAGCCUCAGCUGGAGCUCAGUGAGCAAGGUGUGUGGAGCAGUGGGAUGAAGUGGGCCAGGCACGCCGCAGACUUCCCUGGGGUUCUAAGCCAGGUUUUGACGGGGACAUCUGGCUGCCCAGAAUAAAGACAUGUUCCAGCUUUCAUUAUAGUUAGGUGUAGUCAUGUAAAUAAGUUCUGAGCCGUGGGCUAUAAAUGGAAGUGUCAUGUAGAGCUUCUAAGGAUCUUUCUUAAAGCAUAAGUGACAUGGGGGCCAUGGGGAUGUAGCUCCAUAGUAGAGUGCUUGCCUAGCAUGUGUGAGACCCUGGGGUUCCUUCCCUAGUACUGCCAGCAGAACAGUGGCAUGCACUACUUCCUUCCAACUUUGCUUCCUAGAAUGUUGAUAAAACAACUGGUAUUCUGGCUACUCGAUUAGGCCAUGGGGAUGAGGGUCAGAUCCCAGGGAUGGCGGAGCAUGACCUCUUGUGUCCUGAAAACUUCGUGAAGCUGAACACCAAGCUUUGGAUGGUCUUCCUCCAGGCUUAUUUGUCAGGGAAGCAAAUUUCUGUCUAGUUCAAGCUAGUUAUUUUGGGUCUCUGUUGCUCAUAGCCAAAUCUAAUUCUAACUUGAUACAGAGGCAAGAUCUCCAUGAUCUAAGUUUUUAUAGGUACUGUGAAGAGGUCAGUUAUAUUCUAAAUGUGAUGGGGAACCACUGAAGGAUCAAGAGGAGAGUAAUAUGACUUAAUUUGUAUUUUGGAAUAUUUUAUAAGAGAAAAAAUGAGUUGUAGGUGAACAAGAGUAGAAAAAGGGAAAAAUGAAUUAAAGAUUCUUAUAGCCAAGCAUGGUAGCACAUAUUUGUAAAAUCCCAGCCACUCUGAAGCCUGAGGCAGGAGGAUUGCAAGUUUGAAACUGGCCUGGGCAACUUGGUAAGAGCCUGUCUCCAAAAAAAAAAAACAAAGCUGAAAGCUGUGGCUCAGUGG
Molecule: messenger RNA, 3987 nt
Organism: Sciurus carolinensis (gray squirrel)
Lineage: Eukaryota; Metazoa; Chordata; Mammalia; Rodentia; Sciuridae
Gene: Cenpl
Product: centromere protein L
Exons: 5
Coding region: 314-1366 (350 amino acids)
Source: RefSeq, a predicted model, not a curated record